UGCUGCGGGGGCUACGGUGGCACGGCUGGGGGCUCUCACGGAUUUCUCCAACCAAGUCAAUUCCACGUCCCUGAACUCUCCCACGAGCCGGGGGCCCAUGGCCACCCCAUCCCUCCACCCGUCCAUCGGGCCGGGCAUCGGCUCCUCGCUGGGCUCCCCGGGCCAGCUCCACUCGCCCAUCAGCACCCUGAGCUCGCCCAUCAAUGGCAUGGGACCUCCGUUCUCCGUCAUCAGCUCCCCCAUGGGCCCACACUCGAUGUCCGUCCCCUCCACCCCCAGCCUGGGAUUCGGCACCAGCAGCCCACAGCUCAACUCGCCCAUGAACCCCGUCAGCAGCUCAGAGGACAUUAAGCCACCCCUGGGGCUCAAUGGAGUCCUCAAAGUGCCAGCACAUCCCUCAGGAACGAUGGCCUCCUUCACCAAGCACAUAUGUGCCAUCUGCGGGGACAGAUCUUCAGGUAAACAUUACGGGGUUUACAGCUGCGAGGGCUGCAAAGGCUUCUUCAAGCGCACGGUGCGGAAGGACCUCACCUACACCUGCCGUGACAACAAGGACUGCUUGAUCGACAAGCGCCAGCGCAACCGCUGCCAGUACUGCCGCUACCAGAAGUGUCUCGCCAUGGGCAUGAAGCGAGAAGCCGUCCAGGAGGAGAGGCAGCGGGGGAAGGAUCGCAACGAGAAUGAGGUGGAGUCGACAAGUAGCGCCAACGAGGACAUGCCCGUGGAAAAGAUCUUGGAAGCUGAACUUGCAGUGGAGCCAAAGACAGAGACGUACAUUGAAGCCAACAUGGGCUUGACGCCGAGCUCGCCCAAUGACCCGGUGACGAACAUAUGCCAGGCAGCAGACAAACAGCUCUUCACCCUGGUGGAAUGGGCCAAGAGGAUCCCCCACUUCUCCGAGCUGCCCCUGGACGACCAGGUCAUCUUGCUCAGAGCAGGGUGGAACGAGCUCCUAAUUGCCUCCUUCUCCCACCGCUCCAUAGCUGUGAAAGACGGGAUCCUCUUAGCCACCGGGCUCCACGUGCACCGGAACAGCGCGCACAGUGCUGGCGUCGGGGCCAUCUUCGACAGAGUACUGACAGAACUCGUGUCAAAAAUGCGAGACAUGCAGAUGGACAAGACAGAGCUAGGCUGCCUGCGAGCCAUUGUCCUCUUCAACCCCGACUCGAAAGGUCUCUCCAACCCGGCUGAGGUGGAGGCGUUACGGGAGAAGGUGUACGCGUCGCUAGAGGCAUACUGCAAACACAAAUACCCCGACCAGCCCGGGAGGUUCGCAAAGCUCCUGCUCCGCCUCCCAGCCCUCCGGUCCAUCGGCCUGAAAUGCCUGGAGCACCUCUUCUUCUUCAAGCUAAUAGGCGACACGCCGAUCGACACCUUCUUGAUGGAAAUGCUGGAAGCGCCCCAUCAAAUGACUUAAAAGAGAACUGCUGCUGGGUCAGUCCCUCGCCCGGCCUGGGGGGGGGUCUGGGGGGGACCCCUUCCUCCGCUUUCCUCCCCCAGCCCGUCCUUCCCUCCUCUCCCCAGCGCUGGAGGCACCGUCUGAGCCGGGGCGAGCCCCUGCCGUCCCUCGCCUCCUUGUUGCCUUCACCCUUCUCCGUGGUUUUUUUGCUGUCACUGCUGCGUCUCGAGACCUGCUCGCUGGUUCCCUGCGCUAGAUGUAGAGAAGUUGGAAGCGGAGAGAGCUUGUCACCUGCCACCCACCACCCCAGCUGGCAUCCCCCCACCCCAGCUCCCCCCCCCUCGCCGUGCCAUGAGUUUUGGGGUGAGCCACCAGACGGGCUUGGCAUCACCCCACGUGCGUGUCGCAGCCGGCGGCGAUUCCCAUGGGGAAGGAGUGGGGAUGGGGAUAGGGCCGGG
Messenger RNA from Calidris pugnax (ruff), 1857 nucleotides. It is a transcript of the gene RXRA, whose product is annotated as retinoid X receptor alpha. Gene Ontology annotation, molecular function: nuclear steroid receptor activity; retinoic acid-responsive element binding; zinc ion binding. The coding region runs from base 98 to 1417 and encodes 439 amino acids. Gene Ontology annotation, cellular component: RNA polymerase II transcription regulator complex; nucleus. The transcript is spliced from 10 exons. Gene Ontology annotation, biological process: positive regulation of transcription by RNA polymerase II; anatomical structure development; cell differentiation. The record is from RefSeq and is a predicted model, not a curated record. NCBI's taxonomy places the organism in Eukaryota, Metazoa, Chordata, Aves, Charadriiformes, Scolopacidae.